Messenger RNA from Aspergillus uvarum CBS 121591, 1130 nucleotides. RefSeq lists its product as uncharacterized. The record is from RefSeq and is a predicted model, not a curated record. The transcript is spliced from 3 exons. Lineage: Eukaryota; Fungi; Ascomycota; Eurotiomycetes; Eurotiales; Aspergillaceae. Bases 351 to 650 code for a protein of 99 amino acids.
GCUACAACUGUGGUGGUCAGUUUUCCCACCAGCCCUUCUCGCAUUCACUUUCCCUUCUCGUUAUCUUGACUAUUGGCUACCGACUUCUGGAAGCUACCCAGUUACUGGGCAGUUAAAUUUGGUCUGACUUGUUGAUUUUCCAAUCUCAGGUCAGGGACACGUUAGUCGUGAAUGUACGGUAGCCCCUAAGGAAAAGUCAUGCUAUCGUUGUGGAGCCACUGGUCACAUUUCUCGCGAAUGUCCUCAGGCUGGCUCGGGCGAGAGCUACGGCGCUGCUGGUGGUAGUCAGGAGUGCUACAAGUGUGGCCGGGUCGGCCAUAUCGCGAGAAACUGUCCCCAGGGUGGCAGCUAUGGCGGUGGCUUUGGCGGCCGUCAGCAGACUUGCUACUCUUGUGGCGGCUUCGGCCACAUGGCUCGCGACUGCACUAAUGGCCAGAAGUGCUACAACUGCGGUGAAGUUGGACACGUUUCCCGCGAUUGCCCCACCGAAGCCAAGGGUGAACGCGUGUGUUACAACUGCAAGCAACCUGGACACGUUCAGGCUGCCUGCCCUAACUAGUUUGAAUGCACUCUGGACUGUUUGUCUUCUGUCACGAUGUCUCGCAUGGGACCAGACACAGGAAUAUGCACCUCGAUCGCGCCAUCAUUGACGAUCUGCAAUUCAUUUCUCCCGCUUUAUCCUGAAGCCAAUUUCUGACAUGGCAUACGAGCCUGGCUUUGAAUACCUCUAUCAACCCUAUCUGGUCUGUAUAGAUAUCCGAAGGAUAUCUAUUUCACCAUGAAGUUGUAUGAACGAUCUGCUGUCUUGCUUGGAGACAGUAAGGCUAGAUUGAGGACUGAUAGGUGCAUUGUGUUGCGGGUGGACAAAUAGAUGAAAUCACUUGUGUGCUGUGGAAGACUUUUGUCCACGAUAAUGGAAUUAUCUUAACGGCAAUCUACAUCGAUUCCACAGAACUUCUCCCUAUCUUGGACCUCCUUGCUGAAACAUUCGAUCUUUCUGCUUCAUUAUAUUCACCACAGAGCAAUUCGAGGGGCACCCUUCAUAGUGUCAUUAUCGAAUUGUUUCCAUCAUUGCGUAGUUUACUGCUCUCUAGAAGGCAGUGCAGGCUCUCGCUUUGAGGCAGUAUGUU